AUGCAUGUCAAAGCAAAGUAUGAGCUAAGACGAGCGAGACUAGAUUUUUGUGAAAAUCAAUCUGAGAGCAGAGUUGAGUUUAUAAUAUCGUUCAGAGCAGAGGUGUAUGAUGAACUGUGCAACGUGGUGGGAGGCUGGAGGUAUGUCAAGGAGAACUCCUGCUCCAGAUACUACAACCCUGUACACUUCGAGGUGGGGUUCAACCAGGAGGGGGAAUUGGUGGAUUUGCAUUUAUGUACAGAUGUACCAACCAGGCGGAUUGCUGUACAAGCUUAUCCAGAUAUAUGCUACACUCAGGAUACAAAGAAGCUGCAGGGGGAGAGUAGUUUAAACAACAUCCAGCUGAACCUGCAGGGCUGGCAGGUAGUCACUAUCAACCCUUUCUCCUGGAACUCCAUGUACCUCUCCUCCAGUACAGCCAGAAGACAGUUCCUCAACCAAACCUUUCAAACCAUGGCAGAAAGAGAAGAACCAGAACCUGUAGUUCUACAGUAGAACCAGAACCUACAGUUCUAUAGUAGAACCAGAACCUAUAGUUGUAGAACCAGAACCUGUAGUUCUUUAGUAGAACCAGACCCUGUCGUUCUUCAGUAGAACCAGAACCUAUAAUUCAACACUAGAACCAAAGCCUGUAGUUCUUCAGUAGAUCCAGAACCUGUAGUUCUACAGUAGAUCCAGAACCUGUAGUUCUACAGUAGAACCAGAACCUUUAGUUCUACAGUAGAUCCAGAACCUGUAGUUCUACAGUAGAACCAGAACUUUUAGUUCUACAGUAGAUCCAGAACCUGUAGUUCUUCAGUAGAUCCAGAACCUGUAGUUCUACAGUAGAACCAGAACAAAUAGUUCUACAGUAGAACCAGAACCUAUAGUUCUACAGUAGAACCAGAACCAAUAGUUCUACAGAAGAUCCAGAACCUGUAGUUCUACAGUAGAUCCAGAACCUAUAGUUCUACAGUAGAUCCAGAACCUAUAGUUCAACAGUAGAUCCAGAACCUGUAGUUCUACAGUAGAUCCAGAACCUAUAGUUCUACAGUAGAUCCAGAACCAAUAGUUCUACAGUAGAACCAGAACCUAUAGUUCUACAGUAGAACCAGAACCAAUAGUUCUACAGUAGAUCCAGAACCUGAAGUUCUACAGUAGAACCAGAACCUAUAGUUGUAGAACCAGAACCAAUAGUUCUACAGUAGAUCCAGAACCUAUAGUUCUACAGUAGAACCAGAACCUAUAGUUCUUCAGUAGAUCCAGAUCCAAUAGUUCUACAGUAGAACCAGAACCUGAAGUUCUUCAGUAGAACCAGAACCUAUAGUUCUACAGUAGAACCAGAACCUGUAGUUCUACAGUAGAUCCAGAACCUGUAGUUCUACAAUAGAUCCAGAACCUGUAGUUCUACAGUAGAUCUAGAACCUGUAGUUCUACAGUAGAACCAGAACUUAUAGUUCUACAGUAGAACCAGAACUUAUAGUUCUACAGUAGAACCAGAACUUAUAGUUCUACAGUAGAACCAGAACCUAUAGUUCUACAGUAGAUCCAGAGCCUGUAGUUCUACAGUAGAUCCAGAACCUGUAGUUCUAUAGUUACAAUAAAUAACAGAAUAUACAGUGGAACCCAUCAAGUUGUGGAAUAGGAAGACGAAUUUAAACAGUCUUAUGUGUAUUAGAUGUUGUCAAUAGCUUCAAAGUUAAAUUUCAAUUUAUAAUCGGUGUGUGUACACUGCACAAUUACUGUGCCUUACUGCUCAAUAAACUAUUUAAUUAAACUAAAAAAGUGAAUUUUUCCCACCUCAACUUUUUUCAGUUUUUAUCAUCAUUUGUAAUUUCUUUUACGUUAAUCUAAGAAUCUUGGCUGUGAAAUGAUGUAUGUGACAUGAUACAGUUUUAAUAUUUGUUCAUUAAAAGUAGAAGAUUAUUUGAUUUCUACUUAAACUUACACUACUUACACUACAGUAUCAGUAUAAAAGGUUAAUAUGUUUACGAUGCUUGUAAUGAUUAUUGUAUGUUAUGUUUUAAAAAAAAUAUGAUAUAAAAUUAACAAAAAAAAAUAUAGUUUGGAAAUUUAUUACUAAAACAAAUAAUUCAAAGAUUUGCCAUUUUUUUGUGUAUUUAUUGAAAUAAAUUUUUUCUUGCAAAUCUGAUUCAUCAAACUAUACGGAAAUAAAAUUUAAAACGAUCUAAAAGUUGCCAUAGCUUGUUACCCACUAUUUGUUUCGGCUGGGUAUGUUAGAUUUUCCUACAUUAGUAAUUAUGAAACCGGCCAUCAAAGAAAAAAAGCUUAAUCGUCAGUCUAGUUUAUAGUUUGGUAAUCAAGUUAUUUUUGGUUUACAAAUCUGUUUUGAAAACGUCAUUCCUCAUUUUCUUCCACUUAAUACAAGAAGAUUACAUGAGCAAAAGAAUUUUUUAUAAAGUCGUUAGUUAAGGCCGCAUUACGGUAUAAAUGUUAAGUGUAAUGUUGAAUAUCGUAAACAUGUCAUUUAACAGUUAAUAAGUUACCUUUAUUCGUUACUGUAAUGUUGAAGUGGGAAAUUCUCAUUAAGUCAAAUUUUAUAUCGUUCUGUGAACGUUAUUUGGCUUAUCGAGACAAAGCAAAUACAAUUUAUGGGGGAGGUAGGAGAAGUUAAAAUUAAAAGGAAGUUGAACUUU
Messenger RNA from Eurytemora carolleeae, 2636 nucleotides. RefSeq lists its product as uncharacterized. The record is from RefSeq and is a predicted model, not a curated record. The transcript has 4 exons. Lineage: Eukaryota; Metazoa; Arthropoda; Copepoda; Calanoida; Temoridae. The coding region runs from base 1 to 495 and encodes 164 amino acids.